Molecule: messenger RNA, 642 nt
Organism: Colletotrichum phormii
Lineage: Eukaryota; Fungi; Ascomycota; Sordariomycetes; Glomerellales; Glomerellaceae
Exons: 3
Coding region: 163-492 (109 amino acids)
Source: RefSeq, a predicted model, not a curated record
CUCCCAUCUUCUCUUCUUCCACAACAACACCUCGCCAUUCCACCACUUCUCGUCGCAAACAUCACCUUUUCCAUCGUUCUUUGGAUUAACUCGAUUCUACAGCUUCAGAAAGCUCUAACUCGUCACUUUCCCAUAAUCUUCAUCCUUCCACCAACCGUCAAAAUGGCCCGUGAAGGAACCCGCUCCCAGACCGGCAACUCCAAGCCGCGUCUCUUCCCCGUCGUCGACACCGCUCCUGUUCGCAAGCAGAACACCACGACUACCACGACUGCGAAGAAGCCCAAAACCACUUCUACUGCUGCCAAGGCCGCGAAGCCCGUCGGCGUCACCAAGAAGAAGGCCACCACCGCCAAGAAGGGCCCUUCUGUUGCUACUAAGGCCAAGUCAGUAGCCAAGAAGGCAGAGACCAAGGUCGCCGCCGCCACCAAGGCAGGCAAGAAGGAGACCAAGCCCAAGACCACCAAGGCCAAGGCGACACCCGCCGCCGCCUAAGUGUGUCUUGGUUGCUUCUCUCCUUUUCUAUGUCUUUGACUCUGUCUCCCUCUUACAUCAUCCGUCACUCGCCUCGACGACGAAUCUGCCGCCCAGCCUUCUUCGAAGCAUGCCUCGCGCAUGGAUGAAUCUCUCUCCCAUCUUCAUUAC